Molecule: messenger RNA, 2207 nt
Organism: Lotus japonicus
Lineage: Eukaryota; Viridiplantae; Streptophyta; Magnoliopsida; Fabales; Fabaceae
Product: protein PIGMENT DEFECTIVE 338, chloroplastic-like
Exons: 8
Coding region: 112-1683 (523 amino acids)
Biological process (GO): RNA stabilization
Molecular function (GO): RNA binding
Source: RefSeq, a predicted model, not a curated record
GAAAGGCUGAGAGAGAGAGGCAGAGAGACAGGAAACCUCAAAAGGAUAAAACAAAAACCAACAUGUGUGUGCCUGAAAACCAAAGCUGAUGCUGUGGUGCACCAUACCAAGAUGCCAUUUAUUCUUCAUCCUUGCAAGUUCCUAUGCUUUCAGUGUAGAAUGCCAGUGAAGGACACCAGUUUUUUCAGCAACACCUUCAUCAAGAAAUCUCAUACCAAAAGCCCAUCUCCAGCUCCUCAGAAAUUGCGUUCUUUUGCUGUUCUUUUCAAUCCUCACUCUUCUAAAAAAGUUUCAAUUUUGAGUGAUACCCACUUCACAUUUUGCUCCAGAAAUGGUGGGUUUGAUGGGAUUUCCAGUGAUUUGUCUCCAGAGGCUAAUGAUGACGGAACCCAAGAGCUUGAGUUGCUGAACAAGCCUUAUCCUGUGCGUGUUGCAGAAGAGUUGGCUUCCGAAGCUGAAAUGGACCAAGAGAAGCCUUCUCAGCAGGAAGCUUUGGCACCCUUUUUGAAGUUUUUCAAAGGUAGUGAUUCUAUGGAGGAGGUUGAAGAAGAUGGUGAUGUAUUGCAAGUUUCUGAAGAAAAAUAUGUAGUGGAUGGUGAGAAUGAAGAAGAAGGAGAAGAAGAAGAAGAAGAUAAGAAGGUUGGUGUUGAGUACUAUGAGCCCAAACCUGGGGAUUUUGUGGUGGGUGUGGUUGUUUCAGGUAAUGAAUAUAAGCUUGAUAUCAAUGUGGGUGCAGACUUACUAGGUACAAUGUUAACAAAGGAAGUGCUUCCCUUGUAUGGCAAAGAAAUGGAGAACUUGUUAUUUGAUGUGGAGAAGGAUACAGAGAAUUUUAUGGCUCAGGGGAAGAUUGGAAUUGUGAAAAAUGAUGAGGCAUUAAGUGGAGUACCAGUGCCUGGAAGACCUGUUGUGGAGACUGGAACCAUUUUGUUUGCUGAGGUUUUAGGUAGAACCCUUAGUGGUCGGCCAUUGCUUUCUACUAGAAGGUUCUUUCGCCGGAUUGCGUGGCAUCGAGUGAGGCAGAUACAACAGCUUAAUGAACCUAUUGAAGUUAGAAUUACAGAGUGGAAUACUGGAGGCCUGCUAACUAGGAUUGAGGGUUUGCGAGCUUUCCUAGCCAAAGCUGAGCUUGUGAAAAGAGUGAACACCUUUACUGAAUUGAAAGAAAAUGUGGGGCGCCGUAUGUAUGUACAAAUUACUCGAAUAGAUGAAGAUAAAAAUUCUUUAAUGCUUAGUGAGAAGAAAGCUUGGGAAAAGCUAUUUCUUCGCGAAGGAACACUUCUAGAUGGGACUGUGAAAAAGAUCUUUCCGUAUGGAGCCCAAAUUAAGAUAGGAGUUUCUAACAGAAGUGGGUUGCUACAUAUUUCAAAUAUCAGUCGAGCUGAAAUUACUUCUGUCAGCGACGUACUUUCAGUUGAUGAGAACGUUAAAGUUCUGGUGGUGAAGUCAGCAUUUCCUGAUAAAAUUUCUCUGAGCAUUGCAGCCCUUGAAAGUGAACCUGGCCUUUUUCUAUCAAAUAAAGAGAGAGUAUUUCUGGAAGCUGAGAUGAUGGCAAAGAAAUACAAGCAAAAGCUACCUCCUGCUAUUACCACGAAACGAUUAGACCCGCUACCAACUAGUGCACUGCCUUUUGAAAAUGAAGCACUUUAUGCAAACUGGAAGUGGUUUAAAUUUGAAAAAUAAUGUUAGUCACAAAAGCAAGAAAAUUAUUCACCGACAGAAGCUCAAUUGAGAGAACUUUGUGACUGCAUGGAUCAUCAGGUUUGAAGACAAGCCUGCCUUUUUGAAAGAUAAUAGCAUGAAAAGCCUCAGUGGAAAAGCUCCUUUAGGUGCAGUCAUUGUUCUCCUGUGGUUUGGGCAUGCAUUGCAUAGAGUUUUACAAGCCAUGUAACCCAUAAUUCACUUUUAUUCUUUCUUUCAUUUUUGGAGUUCUCCCUUUUGUCACGAAAAAAGGUUUUCUCUUUUACUUGUAUCUUAAAAUUUUCUUCCAAUAGAUGGUGGAUACAUGCUGGAUGUAAAUUCUGGGAUGAAAUAUUGUAGUUUAAUUUUGAUUCAUUGGCCGAGUAAAAAUUUUUACACUAUCAUCUAUGUGUUGACACUUCAUUGAAUGAGUUUGACCGUUCAGUGAGAAUCAAAAUUAAUUCCAAAUUGUAAUUGCAUUUAUGUACUCAAUUUUUGAUGUGUUUUUCCAUCUUGCUUUUCUCGUA